Molecule: messenger RNA, 2064 nt
Organism: Dioscorea cayenensis subsp. rotundata (Guinea yam)
Lineage: Eukaryota; Viridiplantae; Streptophyta; Magnoliopsida; Dioscoreales; Dioscoreaceae
Exons: 5
Coding region: 69-1202 (377 amino acids)
Source: RefSeq, a predicted model, not a curated record
UCGGUGAGCUUUUCGCGCCGACGAGAGAGAGAGAGAGAGAGAGAGAGAGAGGCUUCCGGCGAGUAGCAAUGGGGAAACCCUUCGCCGUCUCCGGUAAGCGUUCGCCACGCUCACCAACCGCCGGUGGUGCCGGCUCCUCUUGGAAGACGACUGGACGGUGCCUGACAUUCCUCCUUCUCCUCGCUGCUGUCGCUUUUCCCACUGUCGUGCUCUACCGCGCUGUCGAUCACCGCCAUUAUUCCUACCGGAGCUUGCGAUCGGAUCUCAACGCUUCUGCGUUGCUUUCUGACUCCGAUUGGCUUUCAGAAGCUGCUGCUCAGGAUACUGUAGAACUUAGAUUGGAUAAAAUUCUGCAGGAGGCAUCCAUGGAAGACAAAACAGUAAUAUUGACUACGUUGAAUUCUGCAUGGGCUAGAUCAGGUUCGGUUGUUGAUCUUUUCAUUGAGAGCUUUCGAAUUGGAAUUGGUACCCGGGUGCUACUCAACCACCUGGUAAUCAUUACUUUGGAUCCAAAGGCGUAUGAACGGUGCUUGUUAUUACAUACCCAUUGCUUUCCUCUUGCAACAGAGGGAAUAGAUUUCUCAGGGGAGGAGUAUUUUAUGUCCAAUGGAUACUUGGAGAUGAUGUGGAGAAGGAUAGACUUCUUGCGAACUAUUCUUGAAAUGGGAUACAGCUUCAUUUUUACGGAUGUAGAUAUAAUGUGGUUCAGGAAUCCACUUCCAAAUUUUUAUUCAGAUGUAGACUUUCAGACAGCCUGUGAUCACUUUUUCGGCAAUUCAACUGAUUUAGGAAAUAGAGCAAAUGGAGGGUUCAACUAUGUCAAGUCUAACAAUCGAUCGAUAGAGUUCUAUAAAUAUUGGUACUCUUCAAGGGAGAGAUUUCCGGGGCACCAUGAUCAGGAUGUAUUCAAUACCAUCAAAUAUGAUCCUUUCGUUACUGAAAUAGGAUUGACAAUGAGAUUUUUGAGUACCACAUUUUUCGGCGGGCUGUGUGAGCCUAGCAGAGAUUUGAAUAAAGUUUGCACAAUGCAUGCAAAUUGCUGUAUUGGAUUGGAAAGCAAGCUUCAUGAUCUUAGAAUUAUGCUAGACAAUUGGAGGGAAUUUAUGUCUCUGCCACAUAACAUGAAAAACUCUGGUAUUGUUUCAUGGAGGGUGCCGCAAAAUUGCAGCAUUGCUGCACUCUUCAGAACCCCAUCAUUUUGAUUGUUUCUCUGGAGAAGAGGGAUUCCUGAUAUCUGCAAUCAGAUUUUAUCAUCCAGCUUAUAAAAUGUCAAAUACUUACUCAAAGAUACACAAUCAUCAAUUUUUGUGCACAUCUGAACAACAACAUUCAUCUGAGAAAACCAGAACAGAGGACUGAACAAAAAAAGUGUAUAUAAGCAAGGAUAAAGCACAUUUAGUACAGAAGCAACCAGAUUACUCUCAUAAAAAAUAACCACUGCUUGUCCUUUGGAUCGGUUUGAUUGCUUGCUCUUCUUGCUCUUGCUUUUCUGACAAUUCCAAUCUUCCUUCAAUACAUAUUAUAUCCAGAGAUAAAAGUCUAGGUUUAUCAACCUGAAUUGAAGUUUCAACUCUUAAGCUCUUAUCUGAAAGUAUACACCAUGGAAACAUGCCUCGCAAAAGAACAUCUUCACAAUCUGCACAACUGAAGCUGAAGUUAAAUACUCACCUCCAAAAGAACCAGCAUUGUGGUACAUUUCCUUUUGUUUUUUCUUCUGUUUGCUGUACUUGUUCUGCAAUCUAUUUCAUUAAUCUCUUCUAUCGUUCUUCCAAGUAGAUAGUUAUUAAAGAAAUGAAUAGCAAAAUGGUUUUUAUAUUACACUAAUUAACAAAGAUAUAUUUGCAUGCAAAAAAAUACUUAGCUCUUGCCUUUUGUACCUUUAACAGAGCCUACCUUAAAAUGAAGACAGUACUGAAUCAGUGUUGAUGAGAAUAGCAGUAAGAGUGGAAGAGGCAAACACAGGAUUGCGUUGUGGCUCAAACUAAACCUUCUUAUAUAUAUAUAUAUAUUUUUUUUUUUUUGGGUAAGCUAGUUUGCAUCCACAUGACUCUCCUCUGCAUGCCC